AUGGUACACAAACAUGCCUUUGAAGCUUUAGAUAGGACGAUGACCAACGUAUUUUCGGAAGGUAGGAGUAUUCGUUUAGAUAUUCGUUUUGGAGGUAAAGUUAUUGUAUUUGGUGGUGACUUUAGACAAAUCCUACCUGUUAUUCCUAAUGGUACUAGACAAGAAAUUGUUAGUGCAUCUUUAAGCUCUUCAUAUAUAUGGUCAAAAUGCAGACUGUUACGGCUGACUAAAAACAUGCGUCUAACUAUUGGAGCUGAAAGUUUAAAUAUGGAGUCUAUCAGAGAAUUUGCAAAAUGGCUUAUUGAUAUUGGUGAAGGAAACGCUGGAGAUGAUAAUGAUGGUGAAGCAAUUAUAGAGAUACCAGAUGAUCUACUAAUCACCGAUAUUUGUGACCCGAUACAAAGUUUAAUUGACUUCGUAUAUCCUUCAAUUAUCGAACAAUUUAGGAUUCCUGGAUUUUUUUCGGAGCGAGCAAUUCUAGCACCCAAAAAUGAGACAAUUCUGAAGAUCCCCGGGUUCACUGUCAAUAUGGAAGAAAAUGAUACAGGAAGACUGUUUGGAAUAGAUCGAUAA
Messenger RNA from Helianthus annuus (common sunflower), 573 nucleotides. RefSeq lists its product as uncharacterized. The coding region runs from base 1 to 573 and encodes 190 amino acids. Gene Ontology annotation, biological process: DNA repair; telomere maintenance. The transcript is spliced from 2 exons. The record is from RefSeq and is a predicted model, not a curated record. Lineage: Eukaryota; Viridiplantae; Streptophyta; Magnoliopsida; Asterales; Asteraceae. Gene Ontology annotation, molecular function: DNA helicase activity.